GUAUCCUCGAGGAGUAAUGAAAUGGAGCUUGCUUGAUUUAACAACCAUUUCUUAUUGUGGGUUUUCACACAGAUGAAUAAUUCCUCAGCACUUCUGACCCUAAGAGACUUCUACAAGGGCAGAUCAGCUGUUAAAGGAACACUUCUAGUUUCCCUGGAAUGGACAGUCUUAUUACAGAAACUCCUUCUACCCACUUCCUCUGAUUCACCCCAAGAUGCAUGGUAAAGUUUCAUCCAGGGUUCCGCACACCUCCUUCAGUAUGAUGGAGCAGCCUUUACUGACUUUUGGCUUCCGGGCACGACGGGAUGGCAUUGAUUGGCGCCGAUUCAGUGCUCUGGAUGUGGAGCGUGUGGCGAGAGAGAUGGAUGUGCAAACUCUACAGGACUACUUGGACAGCGUAACCUUCUGUAAUCUGGACUCCGAACGCUGUCCACAUUGCCGCAACCCUCUGGACCCAGUGCUGCUUAAGGUGUUUCGCAUGUCGCAGCUCACCACAGAAUAUCUCCUGUACAGUCAAGAGUACCUGAAUGCCAAAGCAGCAGAGCAAGAAGAAAAGCUGGUACAGCUCAUAGAAGAGCAGGAGCGUCAACAGCUGGAGAUCUCCAAGCUGCAGAGUAAGCUGCAGGCUACCCGUCAAGAAAGCCACAAUCGUAAGAAGAUGAUUGCCUCCCAGCAACUGCUUCUACAAGCUGGAGCCAAUAACUAUCAUAAGUGCCAGUUAUGUGACAAGUGUUUCAUGAGUUACUCAUUCCUUCAAGGCCAUAUGGAACGAAGACAUCCAGAGGUCACAAAUGCAGACAGACAAAAGAAAAGGCAAGUGGAGGAGUUGGAGGAUGAGAUCAAGGGUUUGAAAAGCCAGCAGUUGCUGAACCAAAAGAAGCAGGAGGCUGAGAAGGAGGCAGAAAUUUUGCGGCAAAAGCAGGAGCAGGAGGAGCAGCAGAGACAGGCUGAACUGGAGAGGAAGCGUUUUGAGCAGUGGAAAGAGGAUGAAAGAAGAAAAUUCCAACAGGAACUGAGUGAUCUGAAGCAGCUCUUUCUCAAGGAGUUCCAGGGCAUUAGCAACCAGAGCUCCUCCAUAGAGGCGAAAAUCAAGGAUCUACAAACCAGUAGCUGGCAGACAUCUAACUUGGGAACACUACAGGAUGACCAGGAGGAUCGAGAUCUCUGGGAAAGGGAGCUCAAGGAAGAGAUGGAGCGUGAGAAAACUAAAUGGAAAAAUAAGUUGAAAGAAUCUCGCAGCAAACAUAUUCAAGACAUCCAGGAGAUUAAAAAAGAGAAUGAACGGCUGCUGCAAUCAUUGUCUGCAGACCAAACUUCAGCAUUCGAAAUGCAGAAACUGCAAGAGAAAACACGAACACUCAAAUCUAAAAUUAAAGAGAAGGACAAUCUCAUCAGGAAACAAAAUGAGAAGAUUAAGACAUUAUCUUCAAGACCUGUAGCAGAUAUAAGCAAACAGUCUCCUGUAGAAUCUCGACCCAUCCAGGUGGCUUCCAGUAGUGUGCCAGCGACUGCCAGCCUAUUAGCUGCUGCACCAGUUGUAGAUAAAAUCUCCUCUGAAAGUGAAGAAGAUGAAAUGGAAGACGAAGAAGAUGGAGGCCCUCCAGUCACUCUCAGCAGCCAGCAGAGACUGCAGCAGGCACUAAUGAGGGACCCAGACUUGAUUAAAAAGUGCAGACCCUUCAGUCUGGAGACAUUAGAGGAGAGGCUGGAAAAACUGGGUGUGUCCAAGGGGACCACAGGAAUCUCUAAGCAGAGCUUUAAGAGCUUAACUGCCGCCAUUGACACCCAAAGGCAGAUGAAACCAAAGCAGUUUCAGACCAUUCGAGAAGAGCUAAACCAGAAGGUUACAGAGAAAGCUCGGAAUUUGCAGGGACAUGCAGGCAGCUCUGUAUCAGCUGUCAAAGGAAAAACGAAGAAGCAAAAGUCUCGGCAGAUUUCAACUGAAAGAAAAGCAUCACAGCGGACUCCAGCUCGACUCAUUCAAUCAACGGGACCCCAGCCUGCUCCAAGACACAUAGCUGUGCGUAUGUCGGGAAAGAAAGAAGGCCCACAGAAUAGCACCACUCCCUUCAGCUCAGAAGAUGAGUCAGUAGGAGACAGCGCUUAUGUCACUAGCCAUGGGCCUAAGGACUCCCACCCUGUGAAGGUACUGCAGUCAAGCCCCAGGAAGACUCAGCCUGCGGUGACCGCAGCAAACGAGGAGGACGACGAAGAUUGGUCUGACACAGACAUCUCGUCUGAGCCAGCCAGCCCUAGCAUGGGCGUCACUAAGUUUCCUGGAUCACAAAGUCUCGGCUCAACUGGAUCUCUGGUCCAAACACUAACAAAGAGCGUAGAAAGACAGUUAAACAACCCAGGAAAGAAGCCCAUCGGUGGAGUUAAAUUGAUCCCUGCCCAGUCAACCACUUCUCCAAAGUCCAGCACAACUACGAAACCUCUGCAGGUAAUAGAUAUGGAGAGUGAUCUAGAGCUGUCACCCAUUGAGGAGCUAACACCCGAAAUCCCCAAGCCUAAGGAGUCUAAAAUGCAUGGGAGCACAGAUUCUACUGCUUCACGUGUGACAAGUGUGUGGAGCUCUUCUGCCAGUCGAGGAGAUGGCUGGUGAGAUCAUCCAAGUGUCAUAUGUAUCACUUUUAGAGUGCCAAAAAAACACAGAAACAACCCCAUUGGCAUCUUUGAAACACUGAAGUUGGUGAAGGUGGGUGCUAGUUCAAAAAAUGUUUGAGGAAGAUCCUGGAAAAAACCUGAUAGCUUAUGGUUCUACUGCAUACAAGGUCUGCAAUUUGAUAAAGCAAACAAAAGCCCCAUUUAAUCCAAGUAGCAAUGUUUUCAAUAUUCCUGUUUAUAGGAGCUCCUUGGUGCUGAAACUCAAUUAAGUGUGCAAAUCAGGGCAAACUCCGAUUUGGGCUCAAAUGUGGAGUUCUUGGUGCUUCCACAAAGUCAGAACUCAUUUUAUUUUGUUUAACUAUUCAUCAAGGAGACUGCUAAUGAUAUUUUGAGCUGUAUGGCAAAACUUUCAAAGCUUAUCAUCCCAAGCAUUUUGAAUCUCUUGAAAAUGUAUGCCAACUACUCAUAUGCAUGGAAGAUGGGACCUUAUUUAUCAUUACAGCUUCUUCUAUAAUACUUUUAUUAAUUUGAAAUUUGGGAUUAAGCAGAAUUGAAGUUGUAUGUCCUGUACAUAUUGUGUCAUUUUCAUUUAUGUUUGCUAAAAAAUGUGGCUUGCAAGGAUUCUGAAACCAUCACUGACACACACUCCCUUUUUUUAUUUUUGCUAAACAAAGUAUUGAUUGUAUGUCAUUUUCCACACCACUCAUUUCAUGUUGCAGUUAAAUUUAUAGAUUAGGGGAAAAAAAACUAAAAGUUUAUUAAAACUAAAUCAUUUUUGAUUUUUAAAUUUGAAUGUCAUGACCAGUGAAUGCACAUCAUCCAGUAUAUAACUUAAUUGACACCGUCACAGAACUGGAAAAAAUAGACGCUGGACCACAGAGAAUGAGGGCAAGAUGUGUCAUAAAGGAAACACCUAAGUAGGACUGUUUGGGCCCAUUUUAAUAAGGUGUGGCAAGUUCUUGUUUCCUACAUACCUUUCACACCAUUUCUACGAGCCCCUGGUAGGAAUCGUCCAUUCUUAAUUCUUUGCAGUGUAAGGGUUCCGCUAAUUGUGACAACUUGGUGGUCCAUAUACCUGUUAUUGCCUGGCCACACUAUUUAAAUGGCUUGGUAAUCCUGAAUGCUUCUGUGCUGACCAGCUUCUCAUACCAUUAGCAAGUGUUCAGGACUGUCUGCUUGUGGCACAGUUUAUAGGUGGGAAUAUGUAGAGGCUGGCUUCUGCGCAUCAGGGUCUUCUUAUGAUGCAUUCAGGGGAUACUGAUUGGAGUCUUCUUAUUUACCUGCCCCUCCAUCAUUUGCCACCAGAUCACCCGGCUUUGCUUUGUUUUUUAAAAAAGUAUGCACCAAGUUCAUAUGAAACUUAGUGUGAGGGUAAAUAUAUGUAAAUGUCUGUUGUGAAGCGUCUUAGCACGUGUUGAGUUACCAUUCAAUAUAAUGUGAAGUACAAUUGAAAAAGUAUUUUUAUGGUUUAUAAU
Messenger RNA from Polypterus senegalus (gray bichir), 4082 nucleotides. RefSeq names its product DAZ interacting zinc finger protein 1-like (gene dzip1l). Gene Ontology annotation, cellular component: ciliary basal body; cytoplasm. The transcript is spliced from 18 exons. Bases 215 to 2605 code for a protein of 796 amino acids. Gene Ontology annotation, biological process: cilium assembly. Lineage: Eukaryota; Metazoa; Chordata; Cladistia; Polypteriformes; Polypteridae. The record is from RefSeq and is a predicted model, not a curated record.